UCACGCCAAUAUGUAACGUCUGCUUGAGCAAGAAAUAUUUAGACUGACUGCUGUUCGCUAGUUGGGUUGCUGUGACGGCUGACAAGAUGUCGACGCCUACAAAAGUUAAACUGAUCGCUUGUGGAUCGUUUAAUCCCAUCACGAAUAUGCAUUUACGUAUGUUUGAAAUUGGGAGAGAUGCAUUGCAUCGGUCUGGUAAAUUCCGAGUGACUGGAGGAAUAAUAUCCCCUGUCAGUGAUGCAUAUGAGAAAAAGGACCUGGUAUCUGCCAAGCACAGGUGUGAAAUGAUCCGCCGCGCAUUGAAAACAUUGCCCUGGGUCAGGUUGGACACAUGGGAGUGUGAGCAGUCAAAGUGGUCAGAGACAGCACGUGUGUUACAGCAUCACCAGGCAAAGAUCGACUACGUACAUAGAUCCACCUCAUCACCCUCAUACACGCCAACCAAGAAAAGGAAAAGAGAUUCAGAAGGGAGUGAGUUCGAAUUUUCUAACACAGCAGUGAACAAUAUAAAUGAAGCACCAGUGCAAUUAAAACUUCUCUGCGGAGCAGACUUGUUAGAAUCUUUUGCUGUCCCUGGUCUUUGGAAAGAUGAAGAUAUAGAGGAAAUUGUGGGUCAGUACGGGCUAGUUUGUAUCACAAGAUCUGGAGCAGACAUCAGAAAAUUUAUUUAUGAAACAGAUGUUUUAUACAAAAAUCAGAAUAAUAUACAUAUAGUAACAGAGUGGAUACAGAAUGAAAUAAGUGCCACAAAAGUGAGACGAGCUCUGCGGCGGGGAGAAAGUGUGAAAUAUUUGUUACAGGACAGUGUGAUAGACUAUGUGAUGGAGCAUCAGUUAUAUGGCGUACCCGACAACAAGUACAUAGACCACAUGACGGACUCGCCGAGUUUUGACCAAGUUCAGUCCUUCACCAUGCUUCCUAAACAGAUCAGCCUUCCAGACGUGUUAGACUCGCCACCACGAAGUCCCCGACAACAAGUCAUCCGGUUAGAAGGCUCUACCAAGAGCAAAACGCCACCGGUAACCCCUGCCAAACCUCCACGCCAAUUAAACUGCUUGACGGACAUCAAUGCCAUCGUGCGGCGGAUGACAAACAUUAAAGUUCAUUUUCCAGAGACGUGUGUUUGACAGCCAGACGAACACGAGCCUUUUGAAGUUAAGAACAAGAGAUACCAGAUAGCAAACGUCUGUACACAUUACAAGGGUCCAGAAUCUCUCAUCUGAGGAGCAGGAAGAUGUCAUUAUUAAAAUGAACAAUGAUGACAAGUAUUAUAAUCCUAACAUGCAAGCUUGUGUACUUUACCAGGAUAUACCGAUGUUAAAAUGGUAACCAAUUAGUUCCAAGAUAAGCAGGACUACAUCAGGUGUGGAUUAUAGACGUGUUACUGGCCUGAAGGCUAAACCUCCUAGCUGCUUGUGCGUGUGGACUAUAAUUGGACUGACAAUGCCUAAGAUUUUUUACCAGGUGCUAUGAAAAGGCAAAAUAUUGAUAAUAUGACAGAUGAUCUUGGAUAAUUACGUCCUUUUGUACAGGGCAUCAUUCUUCUCGUUUUCAGUGAGUGCAGUUUCAAGUGCUGGGUAGUUAUGAUAGAUGCAAGUUCGUGAAAAAUUGGCCUAAUAGGUCUUGCAGUGCAUCUAACCCAAGCUACAGUGUGGACCUUCUUUAGAUAUGGAUAGCGUUCUCUGGAAUUAUUGAGCUAAUGCUGAUCGGGAUUUCGUGGCUCUUUGACUGAAGGACCAUAACUGUCUGCUGGAUUAUAUUCUAUGGGAAUGUUCCACCAAUGGUUUGUUGCAAACGCAUGGACUUCGAAUCUAAGUUUCCAACCGAGCUUUCAUAAAAGCUCUAUUUUUAACAUUCUUGAGGUCAGAGAGACGUGUUUGUGUCCUGUACCAGAUGUUCUGCGUAAUUCCUUGGAUAAGGAUUUAUCGCUGACCAAACACUGCUGACAGGCUUAUACUCCUCUUACUGCUGAGACGGAUAUUUUGUAUAUUUACAUGACUGACUUUCACACUUCAUAUAAUGUUAUAUCCCAGACGUAUGUCAUUGUUUGUUGAUAUUACUCUUGUUUUGCUAACAUGCUGUCUGUAUUGAUUAAACAAGGGUGUCAGUUGUACUGGUAACACCGCGCAGAAAGCUCAGCCAGUCUGCAUGGAGAGAGCGUGGAUAUGGCUUUACGACUCAGAAUUAAUGGCUGGAGAAACUUGACGCCUGAAUAAAUGUGAGUGAUUCAUGGUGGAUGGAUAAGGAUAAACGUAGGGAAGACCUUCAUUGAUUUCUGAGGUAUCUUGCAGGUCAAUUCUCCUUGACUGCACCUGCUUACCAUUCAGUAUAGCUUUUGUACAAAUUUACGAAAUCAACCAAGAGUUUUUUAACGCAUCCCUCCCUUACCAGUACUGCUGUAAAGGAAACAUAAUUUACAAUUUUCAGUUCAUGUCAGAUUUUAGGGAGCGGCAGAUAAAUACGGUAUAGGUUUUUCAAACUAAUUUGUCUGAUUUGAUCUAAAAAGACCAUGAAUUAGGAUAGCAAUUCAAUAAUACGUACGAUAGGCCUGACAGACAAAACAUCACUUGACAUUAUAUUUGAUUUGUGGUCAUUUUGACAUCUGUGAAGUCACCUACAUGCGAAUAACUGUUUUUAGCAUCUAGUAUAUGCAGGCUAUUCUACGUCUAAAUGUACAAUAUUACUAUGUCCAAACGCAGCGUGUGGUAACUUAUGUUAAAAGAAAAGAACACAUUUAUGCAAACUAUAAUUUAAAUGACAGCUAUAUAAACUGUGUGUAAUUCUGUUUUUUAUUUUCAGAUUUUGUAAAGUUUUCAUAAGAGAGAAAAACGGUUUUAAACAUCGUCAUUUGCUACAAAAUCCACCGAUUCGAGGCACAUUAUAAGCCCCGCCAUGUUUUAGGCUUGUCCAAUGAAAAGUCUCCCUCCUUCCUCGAAUAUUUAUAGUCAAGGUGCUUAAGAUUUUACUCUUACCGUAUGAUUACCAUGCAUUUCUAGUCUCGGGUAAAUACGCAUGUAUAUCAUGAUACUCGUGCAGUCUGGAAAGCAAAAGUUUGGGAUGUGCUAUACAACCACACCAUGCCUACACUGAUGGCUGUUGUCUGCCAAAAAUGUGUCUGGAAUGCCAUAUUCUGAAGAGCUACUGGGCAAAGCUAAGCACGAUGACCUAUGUAAUCUGUUGUAAUCUGUAAUCUGUGUAAUCAAAUGGCGACGUAAAGGUGACUUCUGGGCCUUCGAUCUUUUAAUAUUAAAUGCUCAAAUAACAAGCCCUGCUGACAGAAAAUUUAGAUAUUUUAUUUGAUUUUAGGUAUAACCCUUUCGUUAAAGGUAUAGGUUGUAAAAAUGUGUUCUUUUCUUUUAAGCUUUUAGCUAAUUUCGUCAUCCUGUGAGCCUUCACUUUCGAUUUAAAUAUCAGAUGUUCACGAGAGUAUAAUUUUAUUUAUUAAGAUUUUCAAUUCUGACUACUGUAUAUAUAAGUCACUGGCCGUGAACAGAAAAUGUUAUUGAUCGAACUUUUGUUCGAUCAGUAACGUAUUGACGGUGCUGAAGGUGAACAAAACUAGAGUUGCCGCAUGUUACAUUGAUAUUUUGCUCCAGCUGGUUAUAUAUAUAUUGUACAUAAAGAUUGUAUAUUUCGAGAGAACGUCUUCAGGGAUCUAUAACAAUGCAAUUACGUGCUUUCUAUGCUUGACCAACGCGUGAAUAAUAUAUAUGGUAUGUUGGUUAGUACUUCUAGCAUUGCUGAUGUGAGAUUUCAAGGGACUGUAUACAUAUACAGAUUCUGGCCAGGGUGGUGUGGAUUUUCAAAAGCCACUUUCUGGUGUAGGCACCAUGUAAAGGAAUGAUGCACUCACUCACUAUGAAUUGUCUCAAUUUUUUUGCCUACCUCAAGAGCGGACUAAACAGUUGGUACCAAAAAAAUCCAUCUUACGAAGACCAAGCUUGAGCAUGUAUACAUGCAGGCAAUUGUGUGGCCAGUCUGGUGUAAUUGGAUUUCCAUACCGCAUAAACAUUGGUUAUGUCUCCAAUACGUUUUGACAUUCGCUGGAUGAGAUUGCAGUAAAUACAUGUAGGAAUUUAGUUCUCAUAGCUUGAUUACAUUGCUUUUCAUAUCCCAGUCGCGUCGCGUGAAAUGUAAAUCGCCAGACAGGCCAGAAGUCUAAAUUGCAUGUCCUAUUUCCUCACAGUUUAUCAGUUUUGUUUUGUUUUUCCCGUUUGUUGUUUGUCCAGACACGUUGUACGAUGACCAAGGAGAUGAAGUAUGCAUAUAUUGUUAGAGCAGCGUGGACAUUUAAUCUAAGAAUCUGAUGAAAAUAAGGGAUAAUAUGUUGGUAUAAAGUGUAUCUAUUGGGAUGUAAACGAAAACUUUAUACGCCGAAAAGCGUGUAUAUUGAGUUGUAUACAGUUUGUAUUGGUCUGAAAGCAUUGGAAACAAUUAAGGGCACAUAAUGCUUUUUCCCGUAUAUAUAACCAUCUAGCCGGUGAACGGAAAUCAUCUUUAAUCAUUUGUCAUUCUGUAUUUUAAAUGUUUCGUCAAGCUGGUAUGUGAAGAAUCCACCUAUUUCUGGGUUAUUUAGGGUAGUCUAUUCUCCAAUAUUACAAAUGUCGCGUGAUAAUGCGUGAAAAGCCAGUAGUGCACCUAUCUCUUCUGGAUUCGGUUAAUCUGUAUGUUAUUGCUUCGAAUUCGAAUAUCUUUGAGAUUUGCUGUGUCCUAGAUAUUUAUAUAUCUUUUUUGGUAUUUCGACGUUGUUUUAGUAGAUGAACUUACACAGAAAACCAUUUUCAUCAAUAUUUGCUUUACCCGGGAUUAGACGAAACUCCGAAGUCAUAAAACCCUUUAAAGCUUUACACUCUUGUGCAGUUUAAUAGCUAGACAUCUACAGACUCCAGAUAUAAAAGCAAACACUUCAUUGUCUUAUCAGACAAUAGUUCCAUUCUCUGUCUUGUGGGACAUGUACUCUCUGAAAACCACUGUGUAGUAGUGGUGCACAGUGUUGUGGCAAAUUGCACACUCACAUAAUUUUGUGUACCAGCACGCAAAUUGUGUAUUUCAUGUAACACAUCCACAGUGAUUUGUGUAUAUAUUUGUGUACCGCUGAUACACGUCAGUGUGGAUGUACAAAUGUGUACACAUUAGUUUUUAGAGAGUAUAACUAUUAUAAACAAAUACAACCAGCACAAAUACUAAGCCUAUCAAAAAUGAAAUACAUGUUUGUCUAAAUAUAUAUGAUACAUGGUUAAGACCAUGUACAAUAAUGUACUUGUGUUAGUACGUAUUUGUUUGCGUCGUGACGUUAUGUGUAGCUAUACAUCGUGUUAUUCCGAACAGCAUAGGCUGUCGCCAAUGAGCAUUAAUAAAAUUGAUCACUGCAGUAAAGGUCACAUAUACAUGCAUCCAACUAUAUAGCAGCGGUGUUCAUACCAUACAGUGUAUGGUCACGUUAUCUGCAGGGAAUUGAUUCGGUCAAGUAGUAUAACUCUAUUAAAGCGACGAAUAUGAGACUACGUGUUGUUCAUUUAUUUGUAUGUGUAUAGUCUGUGAUCCAUAGGGCCUUACAACCUUUUUUACCCGGUGUUAGACCUACGGCUUUGUUAUGCGAACUAGAUUUCCAGCUGUUAUGUACCAGUAUAUUCAGUGUAUAUGCACUGAGACAAGACCAGUUGGACUUACGUAAGUCUGACUGAACUUUUAACCGGC
Molecule: messenger RNA, 5697 nt
Organism: Liolophura sinensis
Lineage: Eukaryota; Metazoa; Mollusca; Polyplacophora; Chitonida; Chitonidae
Product: nicotinamide/nicotinic acid mononucleotide adenylyltransferase 1-like
Exons: 9
Coding region: 87-1127 (346 amino acids)
Biological process (GO): NAD+ biosynthetic process
Molecular function (GO): nicotinate-nucleotide adenylyltransferase activity; nicotinamide-nucleotide adenylyltransferase activity
Source: RefSeq, a predicted model, not a curated record